AUGAUACGUCCACAACGAGUUCCGGGACGUUAUGUACACAAUCAAUCAUCGAAUGAGACCAAUUCAUCAUCGACAAAUGCUGGGGAUAUCACGUCGUAUAUUGGAAAGAUUUUAAUAAUCAAUCACCAUCAAGUAGUUGUGGAAAAUAUUCUUGGCCAAGGUGGUUUUGCGUUUGUCUUUCUUGUUCGAGCAUAUAAUCAACAAAGAUAUGCACUCAAGCGCAUGUAUGUUAACAACCAACGCGAUUUACUCGUUUGUCAACGUGAAAUUUCGUUGAUCAAAGAAUUUUCAACGCAUCCAAAUAUAAUCAAAUACGUCGAUUCCUCGAUAAAUCGAUUGCCGUCAACAAAUGUUCAACGACGGCAAUACUAUCCAGGUGAAAGUGAUAAUGGAAAUGAUGAAGAUGAUGCUAUUUAUGAAAUUCUCUUACUAACAGAAUAUUGUGCCAACGGGGCAUUGGUUACUCGUCUUAAUGAACAGCAUAGUGUUGGUUUGACAUUAAAUGAACAUCAAAUUUUACGUAUAUUUGCUGAUGUAUGUCAUGCUGUGAGUGCAUGUCAUUUUCGUCGUCCUCAACCAAUUUUGCAUCGUGAUAUCAAAUUAGAAAAUAUCCUGAUUAACUCUCUUCAGAACUACGUUCUCUGUGAUUUCGGUUCAGCUAUUUUGCUAUCAGCAUCAACAAACAAUGAGUUUCAACAAUAUCCUGUGAAUCAAUUGACAACUAAUAUCAUUCAACAGCUUGAAGAAGAAGUUCAACGUUAUACAACAUUGUCCUAUCGUGCACCGGAAAUGAUUGAUCUGUACAGUCGAUUACCAAUCACUCUAAAAGCUGAUGUUUGGGCAAUGGGUUGUCUACUUUAUAAAUUGAUGUACAACACAAUGCCAUUCGGUGAUAGUAUUUUAGCAAUACAAAACGGAGCAUUUGUUAUACCGGAUGAUAUGGCUCAGACAUACAGUCGAGAAUUGAACUUACUCGUUCGGUACAUAUUAGAAAUUGACAUUAACAAACGACCAGAUAUUUGGCAGGUUUCUUAUUUGACAUAUAAAUUACUUGGCACUGAAUGUCCUAUUCCUAAUCGGUGCCAAUCAAAAAUUCCUGAUCUGAAAGGCGUAUCGAUGCCAUUAACCGACAGUGAAGCUCGAUAUCGCCGAAUAAACGCUCUAUCGAAGAUAAAAUCAACUUCGACUAAUGUUCUGGAUGAAUCAUUACCUCUGGGCACAGCGGUUAAUCCACGUGAACGUCCCCGAGGAAUGAUUGCACCUUCGACUUCAUUAAUCAAUUUUAAUCAAACUCCUCACCAAGCUCCUACUCUUUCUGUUCAACCACCUCCAUCAUCAUCUUCAGCAAAUCCAUCACGAUCAGGUUCCGCAGCUCAAUUGAUGUUCGAUGAUGAUUUUUCCAAAAUUCCAUCCCAUGCAAUCAGUUUAACGAGUAUUUCCACAGCAACAGCAGCAGCAGGUGCGACAAACGAACAAAAUAUAUCUCGCGUGCGGCCGUCACCACCAGCGACUGUAUCUACUGCAGCUGGUUUCUCUUUACAGCAACAGCUCUUCCCUCUUCCACCACCACCGGCUACGUCUUCAUUCUCAGCUUCUAAUCUUCAUGCGCAUCGACGUAGUUCAUCGCAAACAUUCAGUCCAACGAAUAUCCAGUCGUCUUUCCCAAUCGCCUCCUCCGCUGAUUUAUCUAACCCGAAAGAAGCAUCAAAUGACGAUAACGAUGCUGAAGAAAUCGCAACAAAUUUUUCCAAAUUCAAAGCCCUCAAUAUUUCAGAUUUACAUGCGGAUGAUGAUCAAGUAUUUCUAGCAGACCAUCAAAAGUCUAGUACAAAAUCCAUCAGUCAUCAUCCAUCAACGGAGGAGGCGGAAAAUAAAACCUUUUUUCCCAAUUCACUUGAUUAUUUCACCGUGCAGCACAACCAGUCCACAUCAGGUUUCCAGAAUCACGCAAAAGAAUAUGACCUACGAAAUAGCUCUGAGAACGGAUUCAACCGACUUGUCGAUGAUGAUUCAAACACGGAAUCCUAUCAUCGUUCGACUUCAUCAAAUGGCUAUGCAAACCCAUCCAAUAAUUCUUUUGCUGAUGUGAACAAUCCAUUUCUUCAAGCACCAUUCAAUCGUUCAUCUGGCAGUAAGCAAACAUCAACCACCUCAUCGAUCAACGCUGAUCGAAUAACAACAACAACAGCUACUACUGCUACUAAUUCGAUUGCAUUCGAUCCAAACAGUAUCGUCAUUGGAAAGAAAGCAAGUGCGUUUACUCCUUACCAAAAGCAGCCAAUUCAUACUAACAAUACUGUGAAUGAUGUAACAAGUCUCUUGAGUACAUCGAUGUCGAAAGUACCUCAUUCCGAAGUCUUUCCUUCAGAUAAAUCGUUACCUACGAGCAACGUCUUUACAGCUGCUCCCUUCAAAGCAAAAGCCAAGAAUAAACAGCGUCCAAUAACACCGAAUAAAGACGACGACAUUAACAACAAUCCUGAACAACAAGGAUAUUCGAAUUUAUCAUUUAACGAUGCUGUUCAAGACAAUUAUUUCUGA
Adineta ricciae is the source of this 2541-nucleotide messenger RNA. The record is from the annotation of a GenBank genome assembly. Lineage: Eukaryota; Metazoa; Rotifera; Eurotatoria; Adinetida; Adinetidae.